UAAUAAACAAUCUUAAAGGGGGGUGUUGCUUAAUUUAUAUUAAAUUCAUCCUGCAGGUGAAAUAGAAAGGACGUUUUUAUUUAAAGGGUGGCAAGCGCCUUCUUGCUGUGUACGUUCAAUUGAAGUUCCCACCUAAGUUCUGAUGUGUGGACUGUGGGAUAUCAGUCAAAUAUGCUAGUGCAGUGUUGUACCUUUUCAUUUCCUUUUAUGUGAAAAUGCAUGCUUGUUAAAAUGUCAAUUUGUUAUGUUCGAGGUGACCCUGAGGCUUGACCCUGAGGCCUUGUUUGUUUCAGGCACAAUGUCACAGUCAAGGCUGGGGACUGUUCUGGUUGGAGGUGGCAGCGGGUUCAUUGGCACCUCGCUGACUGCUCAGCUCAGGAAGAGAGGCUAUGAUGUAAUGAUUGUCUCCAGGAAGCCUGGCCCUUACAGGAUGACUUGGAGCGAGCUGAGUCAGUCGGGCCUGCCCAAGAACACCACGGCCGUGGUAGGUCUGAGCGGUCAGAACGUGCUCGACCCACUGCGCCGGUGGACGCCCGGUUUCCGACAGAACGUGUGGGCGUCGCGCGUCAACUCGACCCGCUCGCUGGCGGAGGUGAUCAGCGCGGCUCCCGUCAAACCGAACGUGUUCGUCUCCAUUUCCGGCGUAGGUUUUUAUGAGCCCAGCGAGACUGCCGAGUACAACGAGGAAAGCGCAGGGGGAGAGGCCGACUAUAUGGGCCGGCUGUGUACGGCCUGGGAGGAGGCGGCCCGAGGCGUGGAAGACGCCGGUGUGCGUAGCGUUAUUAUCCGAUCAGGCGUUGUGCUAGGCCGGCACGGCGGAAUGAUCCAGCAGAUCUUCAUGCCGUUCUACCUGGGUCUGGGCGGACCGAUCGGAUCCGGACGGCAGUUCUUCCCCUGGAUCCACAUCGACGACAUCGUCAGUCUGUUCAUCUUCGCCAUCGAGAACCCCGAGGUGUCUGGCGUGCUGAACGGCGUGGCUCCACAGCCGGUAACAAACGGCGAGUUCUCGGCGGCGCUAGCGGGCGCGCUGCACCGUCCAGGCGUGAUCCCUCUACCGGCCGCCGCCGUGCGACUCGCCUUCGGUGAAACGCGCGCCAGGAUGAUGGUAGAGGGUCAGCGCGUGCUGCCCCGCCGGCCGCUCCAGUUGGGCUUCCAGUACCGGUACCCAGAUAUCGAGUCGGCGUGUCGCGAGGUGGCAAGGCUGAGGUACACGCCGGUCAAGCCGUACUAGGAGGGCAGACUAAGCUUCACGCUCCCGUUAAACUGCUGUGUGAGGCGGGAGGGAGGUGGGAGUACUUGGCUGUGGCGUUGCUGAGUGAAGGCGUGUGGUGUGCGGUGUGUACGCAUGUGGGUCAGGUGUGUACGAGAGAGGGGUACAACAUGAGAUGCUGUUAAGAUUGACGACCCUUUUAUCUUUCUCGAUAACAUGCAUUUUUCGAGACAUUUGCUGAUCAGGAUACCAAUCUUAUUCUUCAAUCUCAAAAUAGCUUUUCGGUUAUUUGUUCCCACAAUUUGUUCGCCCUAUCUUGCCGUUUCGAAGCUCGGUCGAUUGAAUGUCGGAAAUAUGACGUGUCGAUAUACCUCAUAGACAUUCGAAAUCUAUAACAUAGACGGAGAGCUUGUAUCUUCGACUGGUGCUGAUGAUACUGUGCUAAAAAAAAAAAAAACUUGAAGCGCCGGAUCGGACAAGGUCCGUACUCCGUAUUACCGUUUUAGAAGGAUUGUUUCUCGUUAGGUCUCUGGUUAGUCCGCUCAGACUCACAUUUUCGUGUGGAUGGAUUUUGGGCUGCUUGAUGCUGUGUGUUCCCGUAACUUCGUUGCCUACCCACCGGAGUGUUUUAUUAUCCCAGAUUGGGAUAUUUUUCCGUUAGCAAGGCACAGUUUUGUGACCGUAUGUUAGUUUAACGAUAAGCAGCCAAGCACUAAUUUAUUGCUUUACACAGUAAGGGAUACGCCAAAAGAUAGGUACUCGAAGAAUGAUGGUGUGUAAUUUAUAACGUACUUUUUCCCGACCCUUCCAUGCCCGUACGGCGUACAAUACCAAGGAUAUGGCUGACUAGUGCGUACUUUGUGAGUGUGAAGUGGUGGCCGUCCGUCUUUUGCAAUAGUCCGUGAAUUGAAUUGUGCAUAGAAUGAUCUGUUGCCGAAUUAUUGUUGUUUUCAGCAGACAAGUCUAUACAUCGGAUUGUCGGCGUGACUAUGAUCUGGACUCAAUACAACACACUCAAACACG
Amphibalanus amphitrite is the source of this 2233-nucleotide messenger RNA. RefSeq names its product epimerase family protein SDR39U1-like. NCBI's taxonomy places the organism in Eukaryota, Metazoa, Arthropoda, Thecostraca, Balanomorpha, Balanidae. Bases 245 to 1231 code for a protein of 328 amino acids. The record is from RefSeq and is a predicted model, not a curated record. The transcript has 5 exons.